AUGCUUCCGAUGCUGCCUUCCACGCUGGUCUUGGCAGGCAUGGAAGAGCGGCGCGGCGGCGGCGGCCCUGCCGAGAUGAAGAGCACGCCAGAUGCGCCACUCUGGAACGGGAUCGACACGGGCUCGUCUCAUUUUUUUUUUUUCGAGCAGCGGAACAGCAGCGACUCGCUUGACCGCUCGAAUUUGCUGCUGACCAAGUCCAGUACGAACGAGGCGGCGUUGCGUAACCCCUGUGUGCGGCCCUUGUUUUUCCUUGUCGCCUUGCCCGCUCCACUUUCCAUCGGAAGUGCCGUACGCCCCACUGCCCUUUUCCACACGGCUCCUCGGCUGUCAUUCCGCGGUCGGUGGCUGCAUGGCUGUCGGCACUCCGCCGUGUUGACAACGCCCUCUGAGAUCGCUUCUGCCGCUGCUGGAUCGCUUGGCCUUUCUUUCGCUGUCUCUGCCAUUGUUGUGAGCUUGGAAUCGCCUCGCCUCGCCUCGCCUCGCCUCGCCUCGCCUCGCCCCGCCCGGCGUCGGCCCGCCCGCUUGCUGACGGGUGCUUGCCGUCUGCACGCAGGCAGGCAGCUGUCGUCCAACCAUCGGCUCCACGCUCUCAGCUGCCACGCUCGCUCGCCUCUGCUGCCGUCGUCUGCUGCCGUCGUGGUCGCUGCUGCCGCCCUCGCUCGCUUCCGACUGCGCCCCUCUCCCUCCUUCCCCAACCUCUUCUACAUCCCUGCCUCAUCCCCUCAUCCCACCAUCUCCCCCUCUUGCAUCUCCUCUUCCCGGCCUGGCUCCGUACGUCUCGCUCUACCGCAUCGAUUCAUAACCAUCAUCGCAGCCUCCGUCGAUCGUCCUCGAACCGCAUAUACACCUACUCUCACGCGGCUCUCUGGCACGCCUUCUCACCCUCCUAGCACAAGUCCCAUCAUGCCGCGCCCAAAUUCUCAACCGCCGCCGACUUCGAGCGCAUCAGCGUACUACAGCCCGGACCCAAUGUCCCCCACCUUUUCGCCACCGGGCGAGUAUACCGAGUUCCAGACCCUCCGUCCAGGCACCCCAGGCUCCUUCGGUCGCUACUCGGUCACAAGCUCCAACUUUGAAAAGUAUGACCGCGAAGGCGCCGCCACUCCGCAGGCACAGGGUCUCCUCGCCUCUGGUGAACGCUCCAGCACCUACUACUUCAACAAGGAGGGAGGCGCCGCUGCAGGCGCCACGGGCGCAGCAUCUGGCUUCCACCAGUACCAGGGCCGACGAGGCCAGGGCUACAACCCCGCCAACAACGCCGCACUCGAGGGCGGUUACAAGACAGCAAAGCGUCCCAACUUUAUCCGUCGCAGGCCAAUCCUCUUUUGCGUCCUCGUCCUUCUCGUCCUCAUCGCAGCAGGUGUAGGCGCAGGCGUCGGCAUCUCCCAGUCCAACAAGUCGAGCAACAAGAACCUCUCGGCGCAAAAUGCCAGCUCGGGCUCCAAGAGCGGCGCUUCCCCCACCGCCUCCGCCUCUGCAGCCAACCCCUCCUCCUCGUCCAGCAGCGACGCAGGCAGCAACCGCGGCAGCAGCACCCCCGCCGCACCCAAGAUCACCCCCUUCCCACGCUGGUCCUGGACCGACACAAACACAAAGGCCUACGGCGUCAGCCUCGGCUCCUGGCUCGUCCUCGAAAGGUGGCAGCUCGAAGACUGGAUGGUCCAAGAGGGCGGCCCCAACGCCUGGGACGAGUUCCGCUUCACCCAGAAUCUCGGCACCCGCGCCGCCUCGGUCCUCCAGGACCACCAGAACACUUGGGUCACCGAAGCGGACAUGGACUCGCUCCAGAACGCAGGCGUAAACCUCAUCCGCAUCCCUAUCCCCUUCUGGGCCUUCAUCCCCACCGUCUCGGGCGAGCCCUACGUAACCACCGGCUACGUCGACCAGCUCAACAAGAUGCUCCAGUGGUGCUACAACCGCAACAUGUACGUCAUGCUUGACCUCCACGCCAUGCCCGGCUCCCAAAACGGCGACCAGUCCUCCGGUCACAACACCACCGACAUCGAGUGGUACACUCAGGCCAACCAGGCGCGCUCCGACACCUUCCUUAAGAACGUCCUCGACUGGGCCACAACGAGCAACUACAGCUCCAUCAUCAACUCGAUCGGCCCCGUCAAUGAGCCCCGCAUCGUCGAUGACAACUGGGCGCUCGACCAGAACCGCUUCCAGAUCGCACAGGCCUACUACGAGCGCUCCUACGCCACCUGCCUCAAGUACAACAUGCCCAUGCUCUUCCACAACGGCUUUGCUCCCGGCACCGUCCAGGACAAGAUGAAGCUCUGGAAGCCCUUUGUCACGGGCAAGGACCCCAACAUGCUCAUCUACGAGGACCACCCCUACCCGGGCUGGUUCCAGACGCCCGAGCCCGGCGCGGACGCCAUCCAGACGUCCGUAUGCGAGUACGGCGCGGCGAGCAACUCGUUUGGCGUGCCCAUCGUCAUGGGCGAGUUUUCGGCCAUCAACAACCUCAACUCGACCAGCUAUUCGCGCACCUACCUCCAGAUGCAGCUCGCCACCUACGGCUGGUCGGCCGGCUCGGUCUUCUGGAACUUCAAGGCCAACAAGUCGCAGACCAAGGUGCUGGCGCUCGCCGACAACCUCAUGGAGCUCUACUCGUUCCUCGACAUGAUGGGCGACGGCUACAUGCCCAACCCGGGCAAGGGCGGCAACGUGCGCAACUUUUACGCCAACCUUCCCAACCCCUGCGGCGGCUUCCAGACGUUUGGCUGGAACAACCCCGUGCAAUAG
Molecule: messenger RNA, 2751 nt
Organism: Moesziomyces antarcticus
Lineage: Eukaryota; Fungi; Basidiomycota; Ustilaginomycetes; Ustilaginales; Ustilaginaceae
Product: family 5 glycoside hydrolase
Exons: 3
Coding region: 1-2751 (916 amino acids)
Biological process (GO): glucan catabolic process
Cellular component (GO): extracellular region; cell surface
Molecular function (GO): beta-glucosidase activity
Source: RefSeq, a predicted model, not a curated record